This is a messenger RNA of Rhagoletis pomonella (apple maggot), 2166 nucleotides long. RefSeq lists its product as uncharacterized. Lineage: Eukaryota; Metazoa; Arthropoda; Insecta; Diptera; Tephritidae. The coding region runs from base 1 to 2166 and encodes 721 amino acids. The record is from RefSeq and is a predicted model, not a curated record. The transcript is spliced from 4 exons.
AUGGAGAAAAUUACGAAGAAAUACCCUUAUCUACGCGGGCUUCCGAUCGAGUCAUAUGAAAAUGCCGAGCCGGGUAUUCUAAUAGGAGCCAAUUGUUGGAAACUUGCGGUGCCUAUCAAAACUCGUGAGGGACACUGGCUUGAGCCGAUCGCCACUAAGUGUCGCUUAGGUUGGACUUUGCAGGGAGAAAUACGAAAUCCUACAGAAGAGAUCAAGGAGUACUUCAGCCUAGAGAUGCCGCAAAAAAGAGAGCUCAUGUCCCCACAAGACUGUAGAUCGCUGCAAAUUCUAAAUUCAACAUGUAUGCAGAAAAAGUUAGCUAAGGACUCCAAUUUGCAACGUGACAUGCAGAAGCAAAUAGACAACUUAAUUAGCAAAGGUUACGCAAGAAGGUUAACUGCAGACGAAGUAAAUAGAUCAUACGACCACGAGUGGUACCUGCCGAUAUUUAUCACACUAAACCCCAACAAACCCGGCAAGUUGCGCCUUGUGUGGGACGCUGCGGCCAAAUCUGAUGGAGCCGCUCUUAACGAUUUCCUUCUGUGCGGGCCAGAUCUACUCAAUUCGCUAGUCUUCGUAUUACUGGCCUUUAGAACUGGGCAGUUUGCUAUUUGUGGAGACAUUGCCGAAAUGUUCCACCAGAUUCGCGUAAGAGAAAUGGACAUGCACGCUCAGAGGUUCUUGUGGCACGAGAACUGUGAGGAGUUACAUAACCCUCACAUCUACGUUAUGCAAGCGCUUACCUUCGGCAUCAGCUGCGCACCUUGCAUUGCUCACUUUGUUCGAGAUGUAAAUGCAGAGCAAUACAAGCAAACAUCACCGCGAGCGGUAGAAGCAAUACAAAAGCAUCAUUACGUCGAUGACUUCAUCGACAGCGUCGAUACCGAAGAAGAAGCACUGGAACUGGCUCUGCAAGUGAAAGCAAUUCACGCUCAAGCUGGAUUCAACAUUCGUAACUGGGCAUCUAACUCAUCAGCUGUUCUGAGGCAACAUCCAGGGGAGUCCGUCGAAGAUCAAACUCCUAAGGACUUAAGCAAUGCAGAAAAAAUAUUAGAUGCCGGCGAGUAUGCUUACGCGGCAAUUUGCUAUUUGCGAGUGAAAAACAAAAACGAAGUCAACACUAUCAUCGUGGCCGCUAAGUCAAAAGUAGCACCGCUAAAGCCCGUAUCUAUCCCGAGGCUCGAACUACAAGCUGCAGUGACUGGCGUAAGAUUGGCGAACAAUGUGAUGAAGGCACUACAAGUUCCGAUUCAUGCUCGAUUCUGGUGGUCAGACUCAAAGACCGUGCUCAAAUGGCUCCGCAUGGAUCCGAGAAAUUUCAAACAGUAUGUAAUGCAUCGCGUGGGCGAGGUAUUGGAGGCGACCAACGCCACUGACUGGAAUUGGGUUCCCUCAAAACUUAAACCUGCUGACUUGGCAACGAAAUUCAGCCGGCAACAAAGUUCCGAUAUCUGGCUGCACGGGCCGAAAUUCUUAUCUUUCAAUCAAACCGAUUGGCCGAAAUGCGACGACCUCGGACCAGUGGAGCAUACUGAACUCCGACAUUUUACCUUUCAUAUAACCAAAGGCGAAACCACACAACCUUUAAACGAUGCUGAUAGGUUCUCAAGCUGGCGUCGAUUAUACUUGACGAUGGCGAUGGUAAUAUUGUUCGUAGAAAAACUAAAAUCCAAGAUAAAGAAGGAGCAAAUACCUACCGGCGUAUGUGACAAGAUUAUCCACAGAGCUAAGAGCGCGCUCAUAAAAGAGGCACAGCAGAGUGAAUAUCGGCAAGAAGUUAUCAACCUCAAAUGCGGUAAGAGUGUUGAAAGCGAUAGCAAACUAAUCUCUUUAAAUGUCUAUUUAAGCGACGAAGGUAUACUCAGAUCACGGGGAAGAGCCGAAAGCUUAAGAACUGGCGACUCUAUAAUCUUACCGACAAACAACUCAAUCACAGCUUUAAUAGUUCGACAUUACCACGAACGAAAUCAUCAUCAAUUUCAUGAAGCAGCCUUGAACUCGAUUCGCGAACAAUAUUAUAUUCCACGCCUACGAGUACUUUACCGCAAAAUACGAAGGUCAUGUCAACGCUGCAAGAACGAUGGCGCUAAGCCAAAUACUCAGCAAAUGGCUCCGCUACCAGCUGCACGUUUGGCAAGCUUUGAGCGUCCCUUCACCUAUGUCUGA